CAGAGUAUCUUUUGCCGGUUUUUCUCUCGGAUAUUUCAUCUUCUCCUCUGUUAUGAUUUGAACCGGCACGCUUGAAUCUGUACGCCAAUCAAUAUUUGGCGAUGUUUUGAAAUGAAGUGUCUGUGAAUGCUCCAUAGAAGUUUGUUGAUAUACUAGUCCACGUGUUUUGAAUUUAUCACCUAUAAAUAUGGAUAGGGUUAUGGAGCUUGGGGGAUCAACUGAAUCUGGUACCAAAUAUCAUAACAUGUCAGUGCCAAACAUCGAUAAAGAAAACGAGGCUAAAGAGAAUGAUGUAGAGCUGUCCUAUUUGCAACCAGACUCUGAAAAGAGAACUCGAUUUCAAGUGAAUCGAGUAAGGAAUGAAAGCCACAAUAGGGAAAAUGGUACGGACGUUAGGAUAGAAGUAAAUGGAGAACAAGCAAACUCAGAUAAUGAAGAAAAUGACGACGAUAUACAUUCAGUCAGCGACAGGACUAGGCUGAAUUCGGAAUAUGCUAAAAGUUUCAGACACAUGACAAGAGAAGCCCUCCCAAGAAUGGAAAAUUACAGAAAUAUUAUGUCUCUUCAAGCUGCAAAUAGACCAACACUUGAGGAGCUUCAUAAUGCAACUUUGACGAAUAAGAAUCAAACUCUUGGAACUUUGAACGGAAAACAUUCCCUCGGUGAAGGACAGAUUAAAUUUGGAUGGAUAAAAGGAGUUUUGGUACGAUGUCUCUUGAAUAUAUGGGGUGUGAUGCUAUUUUUACGAUUGACGUGGGUGGUAGCACAGGCAGGAGUGGGAGAAUCCAUGUUAUUGAUUUUGACAGCAACGGCAGUGACAUCUAUUACUGCCGUCUCUAUGUCGGCCAUCAGUACUAAUGGCGUUAUAAAAGGAGGUGGAACGUAUUACAUGAUUUCGAGGAGUUUAGGACCUGAAUUCGGAGGAUCAAUCGGCCUGAUCUUUUCUCUGGCCAACGCAGUUGCCUGUGCCAUGUAUGUCGUCGGUUUCUGCGAGUCCCUCAACGAUCUCCUUGCACAGUUUCACUUGUCCAUAGUAGACGGGGGCAUUCAAGAUGUUCGAAUUAUCGGAUGCAUAACGGUAGUCAUCUUGACGAUCAUCGUUGUCGUUGGAAUGGAGUGGGAGGCAAAGGCUCAAGUCGGACUUCUGGUUAUUCUACUCGUAGCAAUCUUAGAUUUUUUCAUUGGAAGUUUUCUGGGGCCUCAAAAUGAACUUUCAAAGGCUAAAGGAUUCGUUGGCUAUAAUGUUGACGUUCUUAGAGAAAAUUUUCCAUCCGACUACCGAUACUCUGAAGGCGUGAAACAUGACUUCUUCAGUGUUUUUUCUGUCUUCUUCCCAGCUGCCACAGGCAUACUUGCUGGUGCCAACAUUUCUGGAGACCUAAAAGAUCCUCAAUCAUCUAUACCUAAAGGCACCUUAUUAUCAAUAGCUAUUACUUCAGUAACCUACAUCUUAAUGGCUUUCGUAGCUGGAUUCACCGUACUUAGAGAUGCUACAGGAAACGUUGAAGAUUAUAUUAAUGGUAGUAAACCUAUUUGUGUGCCAGGAGAAUGUAAAUAUGGACUUCACAACAGUUUUCAGGUUGUGGAAUUAGUAUCUUGGAUUGGACCAAUAAUCUAUGCUGGGUGUUUCGCAGCCACUCUCUCCUCUGCUCUGGCCUCACUGGUAUCAGCUCCCAAAGUUUUUCAAGCCCUUUGUAAGGAUAAACUCUAUCCUAAAAUUGAAUGGUUCGGUAAAGGGUACGGUCAGAAUGGUGAACCUAUAAGAGGUUAUGUACUAACAUUUAUAAUCGCAGUUGGUUUUAUUUUGAUAGGAGAACUCAAUCUCAUAGCACCCCUCAUCUCCAACUUCUUCUUAGCGGCCUACACGCUCAUCAAUUUUUCUACUUUCCACGCAUCUUUGGCCAAACCUAUUGGAUGGAGACCCACCUUCCGAUACUACAACAUGUGGUUGAGCCUUCUUGGAGCAAUCUUAUGCGUCAUGGUCAUGUUUCUGAUAUCCUGGUGGACAGCUCUGCUCACUUUAACGGCAGUGCUGGCAUUGUACCUUGUUGUAUCCUACAGGAAACCAGAUGUCAAUUGGGGCUCUACAACGCAAGCACAAAUGUAUAAAACAGCGUUGCAAGCAGUGCAGCAACUCAAUGCUGUGGAGGAACACGUUAAGAAUUACAGGCCACAAAUUCUUGUGCUAUCAGGUAUGCCUAGCUCUAGACCAGCCUUAGUGGAUUUCGCACAUUUGUUGACUAAAAAUUUGUCGAUGUUGGUGUGUGGACAUAUAACAGAGGAACCUCUACAUCAAAGACUAAGGAAUAUUUUACACUACAAAGCCCACAGUUGGCUAAAGGCACAUAAGUUGAAAUCCUUUUACCUCCAAGUAGACGGUAUGAACUUUGAACAAGGAAGUACUGCACUUUUGAAAGCAAGUGGCAUUGGAAAAUUAAGACCUAAUAUUCUGCUGAUGGGACAUAAGACAGAUUGGCAGUCAUGUGGCAGGGCACAGCUGCAACAAUACUUCGAAGUGCUACAUACUGCUUUUGAUCUUCAUUAUGGAGUUGGAAUACUGAGACUUCAACAAGGAUUAGAAAUUAGUCGAAACGUUUCUGACGAAACCAAUCAAAGCACUGAAUCCCUUUCUAGGAAUCGAUCGUAUAGUCAAUUAUCGCAAGCUAGCAGCUUCAGUGACGUAUCAGUUCCUGUUACCCCUAUAUCGAAAAGGAAUCAAGUGAAUACGGAUCCUACGGCGAAUGAAGAAUUUUCAAAGAAAAAAAUGAACAAGUCUAUUGCUGGUUCUAUCAGUGAAACUUUAGGAGAAGAAACUGAACAACAAAGAUCGAAAAUAAGUAGGAUAUUUCAAUUCAGAAAAAGACAAAGACGUGGAGGAACUAUAGAUGUAUGGUGGUUGUAUGACGAUGGAGGAUUAACUCUUCUGCUCCCUUACAUUCUAAGUACGAGGCAAAAUUGGAAUCAUUGUAAGCUGAGAGUUUUUGCUCUGGCCAAUAAACGUGACGAGCUUGAACUUGAGCACAGAAAUAUGGCAAGUUUGUUGGCAAAAUUUAGAAUAGAUUAUUCCGAUCUUCUAGUGGUACCAGAUAUAACCAACAAACCGUCUGACAAGACUCAAAGAUACUUUGAAUCGUUGAUUUUUGACAUCAAGAAGAAUUCAGAUGAGCAAGAUAGAUGUGAAAUAUCGGAAGCUGAAUUACUGGCAGUCAAAGAUAAAACUCAGCGUCAGAUGCGUUUGAGAGAAUUACUCUUGGAACACUCUUCUGAAGCGAAUUUGGUUGUGAUGACUCUUCCAAUACCGAGGAAAAAUAUUGUGUCAGCUCCUUUAUACUUAGCUUGGAUAGAAAUGCUGACGAAAGAUAUGCCCCCAAUUUUAUUAGUUCGAGGCAAUCAAACUUCUGUAUUAACGUUUUAUUCUUAAGAAAAAAGCUUUAUACUUCUUAUAGUUGACUACUUAAACUACAAACUAUACCAUAAAAUGAGGUUUCCUCAUUAUCAAGUACAAGCCACCAUUAGAAAUAUUUGAAGCAUUUUACAGUUAUACUUUCACAUACGGUUACUUAUUUAUUUAAACUUAACUACUUUAUGUAUUCUAAAUCAGUUUUAUUUUUUGAUACUUCUUUUAUUUAUCAGCCUAGCAUAAUUACAUUAUUAAUUACAUAAAUCGUGUUCAGCAACACGUAUGUAUAAUUUAUGUGUGAAGUUACAAUAAGCGUUGAUCGAAAAAUUACCUCUACUCUUUCUCUUCAUUGAUGAACCUAAUAUUCAAAAUUAGUUACUGCUCAAUAGUCGCAAUAAAAAUUCUCCCUUCAAUGCUCAAGGGGAAUAACUUGUUUGCUUUUAGACUUCAUUGACUCAUUUGAACUAGUGUAAAAUGUUGUGAUCUCUGUCAGAUCCAUUUCAAUCUUAUCAAUUUUUCUUUCUUUAGUAGGUACGAUCAGAAAAAUUCAUUUCAACCGAUUACAUACCUAUAUUUGAAAAAUAUUCGACUACGCCUAUGAAUAAAGCAUAUAAUAAAACUGUUAUUACCCUCGACUCACUGUAUUGCCUACAAUUGCAGCUCAGAUACUACCAUAAUUUUUG
Harmonia axyridis is the source of this 4083-nucleotide messenger RNA. RefSeq names its product bumetanide-sensitive sodium-(potassium)-chloride cotransporter (gene Ncc69). Gene Ontology annotation, molecular function: sodium:potassium:chloride symporter activity. Gene Ontology annotation, biological process: potassium ion import across plasma membrane; sodium ion homeostasis; chloride ion homeostasis. The transcript has 19 exons. Lineage: Eukaryota; Metazoa; Arthropoda; Insecta; Coleoptera; Coccinellidae. The record is from RefSeq and is a predicted model, not a curated record. Bases 188 to 3421 code for a protein of 1077 amino acids. Gene Ontology annotation, cellular component: membrane.